Messenger RNA from Lycium barbarum (goji berry), 591 nucleotides. RefSeq lists its product as uncharacterized. Bases 1 to 591 code for a protein of 196 amino acids. The record is from RefSeq and is a predicted model, not a curated record. The transcript has a single exon. Lineage: Eukaryota; Viridiplantae; Streptophyta; Magnoliopsida; Solanales; Solanaceae.
AUGGGUGUUAAACAAGGAGAUCCUAUAUCUCCAUCUUUGUUUAUUAUUGCUGAUGAAACUCUUUCUAUUAUGCUUAAUAAAUUAUAUGAACAUCCUAGGUUUAAUGGAUUCAGCAUGGAUUCUAAUGGACCUAGGACUAACCAUUUAGCAUAUGCUGAUGAUUUAAUUAUUUUCUGUUCAGGUAAAACCAAGACUUUUAAACUUAUCAACAAAUGUCUCAGAAAAUAUGAGAAAAACUCUGGACAAUUGAUAAACAGAGAAAAGAGUUGCUUCAUCAUGGACAAAGAAAUUUCCCAAAACAGAAUCAAAAUUGUUACAGAUCUAUUACAAGUUAGAAAGGAGGAAUAUCCAAUGACUUAUUUGGGUUGUCCUUUAUUUGCAGGAAGGAAGCUGAACCAAUACUUUGCAGAUAUGGCAAUAAAAAUAAUAAAAAGAGUAAGAUCAUGGCACUGUAACAGGUUAUCAGCUAGAGGUAAAGUUAUUUUGAUUAAACAUGCCCUUAAUGCUAUACAUGUUCAUCUUUUAUCUAUUUGUCUGCCUACAAAGACUAUAUUGAAUCGGAUGGAAAGUAUAUUUGCUAAUUAUCUGUAG